Messenger RNA from Zingiber officinale, 1032 nucleotides. RefSeq lists its product as uncharacterized. The transcript has 3 exons. The record is from RefSeq and is a predicted model, not a curated record. Bases 463 to 813 code for a protein of 116 amino acids. NCBI's taxonomy places the organism in Eukaryota, Viridiplantae, Streptophyta, Magnoliopsida, Zingiberales, Zingiberaceae.
AACCGGCAUGAUUGACUCGUCGCCGCUGCUUUAUAUUAGUUUUUCAUUAAAAAGAAGCUCCUACAAUCCAACGAUGCACAUCGCAGUGCCUUUGUUGAUUUGUUUGAAUUCGUAAAACGUGAUAUCCUCGAGGUAAAGGUUUCACAUGUGGGCAUGCGACGGGAAAGUGGGUGAAGAAGACCUCUACAUCCAGACGCACUCUGCACCAGCAGACGAGCGAGAGAGAGCGCGUUGAUCGAGCUGACCGGGCCUUCCGUAGAGUAGGACAGUUUCCCUUCUAAUUAAGCCUGCCCUGCUCCUCCACUUUAAGAGGACUGAACUGCAGUCGUGUCAAAUCAACAGAUGCAUCUUGUUACAAUUUAGCUAUGCAUGAAAGACCGCCCAACAGGUACCUGAGAAGAGAAGAGAAGAGAAUGCUACUCUAUGAAUAUGAGCGGCUAAAUUGUUGAGUGGUUGCAAGAGAUGGUGAGGGGAAGGCGCCAGAUUCCGGCGUUUGGCAACUGGGAUUAUUCCGACGGUCUGCCCAUCACUCAGCGCUUUGAAUCAACAGAUGGAGAGCUUGUCCAGUAUGAAGCAGCGGCAGCCCCGGUGAAACCCGUCGUCUGCCAAAAGAAGGAAGGACGUGGGGAAGAGGGGAAGCAGCGAGCGUGUGAAGCGAGAGUGGCGACAGAGAGGAUGCCUAGGAGAGCUCCCAAGGCCGUGGACGAGGAUCUCUACAAGAUCCCACCUGAGCUCAUCUGCCGAAAGCCAAAGAGGUGGACGCAGAAUUGGAGGCUGUGGCCACCUUGUCUGGGCCUCAGCUGUGUUGCCUAGCAGAUUUGUAUGACGAGUGUCAUGAUCGUUUCUUGCUUCUGCAUUCAGUUUGCUGUACGUCAGACAGUCAUUUCAUCUCGACAGCAGGGAGGAACAUCUCUUUGGUGUAUUUUGCUAUAGUGGUGGUGUUGGUUUUCCCUGUGACUUCCCCAAUUAUUUAAACGUGUACUGGAACUCUUUGAUCUUUUUCUCUGAUUAAGCGCCAGUUUUCUCUUGCAA